Molecule: messenger RNA, 282 nt
Organism: Spirodela intermedia
Lineage: Eukaryota; Viridiplantae; Streptophyta; Magnoliopsida; Alismatales; Araceae
Source: the annotation of a GenBank genome assembly
AUGUCGAGCUUGCCGUACCUCUCAACGGCGAGGUCGACAGCGCGGGCCACGUCAUCCUCCUUUGUGACGUCGCCGUGGAGGAAACAGGCGGAGGCACCACCUCCGAGGGACUGGCAGACCCGCUGGCCGCGGUCGUCCUGGAUGUCGAGGACGCAGACCUUCGCCCCGUGGCUCCAGAAUAGCCUGGUGAUUCUCUUGCCGAUACCGGAUGCACCACCCGUGAUCAGCGCCACCUUGCCUUCCAGGCUUCAGAGGACGCAUCAAGUAAACAGAAAAAAUUGA